Messenger RNA from Arachis duranensis, 1632 nucleotides. RefSeq lists its product as uncharacterized. The transcript has a single exon. Bases 1 to 1632 code for a protein of 543 amino acids. Lineage: Eukaryota; Viridiplantae; Streptophyta; Magnoliopsida; Fabales; Fabaceae. The record is from RefSeq and is a predicted model, not a curated record.
AUGUAUCUCACAGAUGCCUCGGAUGCAAUCCGUUGCAAAGCUUUUCCGACGAGCUUCACCAAAACAGCAAUAAAGUGGUUCGACAGCUUGCCGCCGAGAUCGAUUGCGAGCUUUGAUGACCUCGCAAAGAAGUUCCUAGCUGGGUUCUCCAUUCAGAAGGAUAAGACCAAGCACGCUCCAAGCCUACUAGGGAUUAAACAAGGAGAUCAGGAGAGCCUCCGCAGUUAUAUGGAAAGAUUCAAUAAAGCAUGUCUUGACAUACAGAAUCUCUCUACAGAAGCAGCCAUCAUGGGUCUCAUCAAUGGCCUACGAGAAGGACCCUUUAGUCACUCUAUAUCCAAAAAACAUCCAACAUCUUUCAACGAGGUUCAAGAGCGGGCGAACAAAUACAUUAAUAUGGAAGAAAACUCCCGAUUAGGAGAAACCUCAAAGACUGAAUUCUCCUACCCACCUCGGGACAAGAAUAAAAAGUCCAGGAAGAAAGAAGACCAACCCAUUGAGAAACCUAGAAAGUACCACGACUACACCCCUCUCCUGGUGUCUCUUGUGGAUGUCUAUCGAGAGGUAUGCAACACAGAGAAGAUCCCGCCCCCUUGUCUGAUUAAACACAAAAGGGGAGGAUGUCGGACAAAGUAUUGUGAAUACGACCGAAUUUAUGGGCACUCUACCAACGAGUGCUACGACCUAAAGAACGUUAUAGAAAAGCUAGACAUCGAAGGCAGAUUAGAUCGAUUCCUUGCCAGUACGAGGGACGAACCAAAAAAGAGAAGAAUGGAUGAAGAGGGUGAACGAGCUGAACGUCCCCCUCGCACCCCUGAAAGACAUGUUCAUAUGAUCAACGGUGGAUUCGCAGGCAGAAGGAUCUCUAAAUCAUCCUACAAAAGACACCUCCAAGAGGUGUAUCAUGUCGGAGAAGGGAAGAGAUCAUCAGACCUCCCUAUUAUCAUCUUUACUCAAGAAGACGCCGCGGGCAUCAUCUCGGGACAUGACGACUCGGUGGUCAUUACAAUCGUAUUAGCUAAUGCCAACCUCCAUCGAACAUUGGUCGACCAGGGAAGCUCCGCGGAUAUACUGUUCAAAUCUACCUUCGACAAACUCGGCUUGCAAGAAAAAGAACUCAGAGCAUAUUCGGAUAACCUAUUCGGGCUCGGGGACGCCCCAAUUCGGCCACUAGGGUACCUUUCGCUACAUACAACCUAUGGAAAGAGAACUCGGUCUAGGACGUUAAGCAUAGAGUACAUCGUAGUCGACGUGAGCUCAGCAUACAAUACCCUAAUAGGUCGGACAACGUUGAACCAGCUCACUGUAGUAGUCUCCACUCCACACUUGUGCAUGAAGUUCCCAACGCCAGAAGGGAUCGCCACCAUAAAGGGAGCCCAAAAACUAGCGCGGCACUGUUACAAUGAAAGUCUGAACCUUAAAGACAAUCCCGGAGGAAAGGAAACCAAUACAAUCAAACUCGAGAGAAUCCGAGCUCGCGAAGAACUUCGUCCUCAACCCAAAGGUGAGACCAAAGAAGUUCAGAUAGGGGAUGCUCAAGACAAAGUAACGAAUAUAGGGGCAACCUUAAAAGGGGACUUAAAGGAGUUGUUGAUACAGUUUCUAAAGGAUAAUUCUGACCUCUUUGCAUAG